AUGACACUUGCAAAAAUAGCAUUCAGUGUUAUUGGAAUAUAUACAUGUUUUCUCACCUGGGGAAUUUUACAAGAACGUGUUUCGACCACUUCAUAUGGAGAUAAAGAAACAAGAUUUAAAUAUUUCUUUUUUCUUAAUACGAUUCAAGCAUUUACAGCAUCGAUUGUAGCAAUAAUUUAUAUAAAAUUUAGUGGAGAAAAUCUUGGAAAAGUUAAUUCAAUUAUAUUAUUUAAAUUUUUACAAGUAUCAUUUCUUGGAGUUAUAGGAUCACCAAUUGGAUAUGAAAGUUUAAAACAUAUUGAUUAUCCAACUUUUGUUCUUGGAAAAUCUUGUAAGUUAGUACCAGUAAUGUUUAUGAAUAUAAUUCUUUAUAAAAAAAAAUUUCCAAUUUAUAAAUAUAUUGUUGUUACAUUAAUUACAAUUGGAAUAACAAUUUUUACAUUACUUCAAAAAACUUCGGAAAAAAAGAAAUCAUCAGAACCUAGUUCAUUUUAUGGUAUAAUAUUACUUACAAUUAAUUUAUUAAUUGAUGGAAUUACAAAUUCUACUCAAGAUCAAAUGUUUAAUAAGUAUAAAAUUACAGGAAAACAAUUAAUGUUUUAUAUGAAUUUAUUUAGUGGAAUUUUAAUGAGUUUUUGGUUAUUAAAUCCUUUUAAUAAUGAACUUUUUAAUGCUUUAACAUUUUGUAAAAAUUAUCCUAAUAUAAUUAUAGAUAUUUUAUUAUUUUGUUUAUGUGGAUCAUUAGGUCAAUGUUUUAUAUUUUUUACUUUACAUAAUUUUGGAUCAUUAUUUUUAGUUACUAUAACUGUUACUAGAAAAUUUUUUACG
This is a messenger RNA of Scutellospora calospora, 828 nucleotides long. NCBI's taxonomy places the organism in Eukaryota, Fungi, Glomeromycota, Glomeromycetes, Diversisporales, Gigasporaceae. The record is from the annotation of a GenBank genome assembly.